CGACAAAAAAAAAAAAGUGUAAAAUUUCAUCAACAAAUGAUAAAAAUAAUAACGACCAAGCAACAUUAUUAACUUUGAUUAGUUCAUCGCCUGAAAAUAAGAGAGUCAGGAUCGAAACAUCAGACGAACAAUCAUGGUUUCAACAUGAUGAAAUUAACAUGCAGCAACUUUAUGAAAUUAAUAUGCAGAAUGCACAAUAUGCAACUUCCCAUGCGAUCGUCAGCUCACUACAUGGUAUUGACGCACAAUUCAUAAAUUAUUUUGUAAUAUCACCUACUGUUAGAAAAAAUGUAAACGCACCAAAUUUAGCCGAACAAUCGUAUGCUUUGUCAUUAUCAAAUAUCAUCUCCGCUUUAGACGCAAAUGCUCUACGUGUUGGAAAUACUUCACAAUAUACUUCUAAUAUAGAUGGAAUUGGUGCUGUUAAUCAAAUGAAGAUUAGUAAAUAUGAUCUUGUCUUCAUGAAAAUUGUUUUACCAAAGUUGGAUGACAUUUCAACAGCUCCACACCAAUUAUUAGCAUUGCAUCAAGAUUGUAGUUUUUAUCUUUCAUAUAGAAUGAAUGAUGUUCUUGCCAAGCCAUUUAGCAAAUCGAUGUUUCUUAAGAUGUUAGAAAAUUAUUGUUCACAUCUUGUCAUGCCAAAAUUCCAGAGUAUUUCAAGACCAUUUGGUGUCUCCGAUAUGUCAAAAUCAGCUUUUAAUAGUGAUAUGUUUUCUCACUCUUCAGAUACAUCGGUUGGAGAAAAAAACAAUAAGCAUCAUGAUAGUUUGAUUUCAAACCAAUUAGCCUUGACCGUGUCUGACAGGUCAUUUUAUUUCGACUAUAUACAGGUUAUGAACAAUCUAGCCAAUGCAUCUUCAGGUACUAGUUCUUUUAUACCUACUAUUAAUAUACCAAACAUACCAACAUCGACUCAAAGUGGACAGAUAUCUACAACGAAUGUAGGAACAUUGAUAAUAACGUUUGCCAAUAUUACAGAGAAUGAUGAUAAUCCUCCACCAUGA
Messenger RNA from Racocetra persica, 1004 nucleotides. The record is from the annotation of a GenBank genome assembly. NCBI's taxonomy places the organism in Eukaryota, Fungi, Glomeromycota, Glomeromycetes, Diversisporales, Gigasporaceae.